Molecule: messenger RNA, 4123 nt
Organism: Diatraea saccharalis (sugarcane borer)
Lineage: Eukaryota; Metazoa; Arthropoda; Insecta; Lepidoptera; Crambidae
Source: the annotation of a GenBank genome assembly
GCUGCGCUCGCCGAUAUAUUUUAAAAGGUAUUUCGGACCGUGUUCCCCGAUUAAUGUUGUUUUAUUUACCGGCCUGUCAAAAUAAAGCAAAAAGUGGAAAGUCUAAGUGUGCCUUAACGGAAUUAAUUAAUUAAAAUUAAAACAUUGUGAAGAUAUUGUCGCAGAUGGCGAACUAAACCAAUAGAAUGGAGCAAAUUGUAGUGAAAACUGAAUGUCAGCCCAAUGGGGAAAUCAUAUUAUAUUAUGUUGAAGAUAAUGCUGCAGACGAAUCUAAUGGAGAUCACGUGUUUCAACUAGAAGACAAUGCCGAUUAUGAAAUUUUGGAAGCAAGUGACACUGAUCAGUUCAAUGAUAAUGAUGCCGUGGUCACCGAGAUUUUACCAGACUCAGAUUGGUCUGAUGAAGAAUUACAGAAACUUUUAGUGUUCUAUAUUGACAACAAAGAAGCAUUCCUCAAUGAAGCUUCUAUAACACAGCAUUUAUGGGCAGUUGCCACUAAAACAAUGCUGUCUGGCAAAAGCGCACAAGGUUGUGAAGAUAAACUUCAAGAAUUAAGAAAGUUAUAUUUACAACAAAGACUAGACCAACAAAACGGCUACAAUGUUACUUGGUUUUUGUAUGAUUUAAGCCAUCAAGCAUUUCACGAUGAUAGCCAUGUGAAUUUAUUAAUGAAAGAUUCUGAGCAACCAAGUCAAAUGCUUGCAAAGAUUCCAGUAACAACAACUAAUGACAAUUCAAAAGGUGUCAUUGUUGUCAAAAACGUAAACAAUAGUAGAACAGUUGCCGAUGAUAAAGUUCUGAUUAUGCUAAAGUUAUACCUGAGAUAUAAGAAGAAUGGGAUCUCAGCUAAAGCAAUGUGGGAAUCGAUUGCUAUGGAACUCGGUGAAGAGAGCUCAGAAUAUUGGAAUAAACGUUUUUUGAAUUUCAAACAGCAUUAUUUGAGGAUGCUCGCUAAAAGGGCUGUAGAUGGUCCUGCUAGUGUGAACUGGGUGUAUAUGGAUAUAUUUGAUGAAAUAUUCAAAGAUGAUCCAGUGUUUCAAAAUAGAUAUGUUGAAUCUAAUCAAAAUGAUACAAUUGUUAAUGAUGAACCAACAGUUAUAAAUAAAGACUGGCAUGAUACAGAGUGUACGAUUCUCGCGAAGUACUACUUUGAUUGCUUUGAUGAAUUUCUUGAUACGUCAAUACCAAAUAACUUCCUAUGGACUGAGGUUGGCAGACUUUUAGAUAAGAAUCCAGAAGAUUGCAAGAAAAAGUUUAAUGAACUCAAAGAGGCUCAUUAUGAGAAAUAUUUUACUGGAUCAUAUAUUUUACGUAAUCGCAUACCGUUGGAAAUACUUUAUGAUAAUAUUAUAUCAAAAGAGGUUGAAAUUGAAAUAGCUAAUGCUAAAUCAGUUGCCAUUAAUAUAUGGAACACAGAUGAACUAGAUGAACUAGUUAAAUUCUUCUAUCAAAACUUGGAGUUAUUGAAGGAUUCCGUAUGUUACUUUGUAUGUUGGGCUUGUAUUAGUCGAUCAUUGAAGAAAAGUUUGUCCAGUUGUCGGAAACAAUGGGAGGAAUUAAAAUCACUGUACAAGUCGAUAUUGAAUGAUAAAAUUGAAAAUCCCGAGUUGCAAAUCGAUUGGAGAUACAUUGAAUUGUUUGAUAGAAUAUUUGAUUACGGCAUGAAUACAAAUUUACUUAAUGACUAUGAAAACUUGCAAAAUAAAAUGGAUUCGAAAAUAGGAGUAAAAAAGGUCAAUAUAGAUUUGAAUAAUGAACCAUAUGAGAACGGUACAGAUUAUGAAGAAUAUGAUGAGCGAGGUUUCACAAAACGUACGAAAAGAGGAUUGGGGGACUCUAAAGCGUUCAAAAUACUUGAAUACUACCAAAAAAAUAAAGAUAAAUUCUCAACUACUCUAAAGAAGAAGCAAACGCUUUGGGACGCACUAGGUAAACAAAUUGGCAUGACCGGAGAACAGUGUGCACAUAGAUUUAGGAAUCUGAAACAAGUUUACACAGGAUAUGUGCAACGUGAAAUUAACAUACCCGAAAUGCCCAUACUCUGGCCAUACUAUGCUUUAUGUAAAAAAGUCUUUGGAUAUAGAGCCAUAAAAUCUAAAUUGAAAAACAACAAAGCGGACAAAGAUUUCGAAGAGUGGACCCCUAAGGAAAUAAAACAGGUGAUCGGUUACUUUGGAUUGCAUUUCAAUGAAUUGUCAUACGAUGAUACUGCUACCAAAUGGAAAGAAUUAGCCGAUGAACUGCAGAAGCCUAUGAAAGCUGUGCGUGAUAAAUUUAUUGAAUUGAGGAAGUCAUAUAAAAGAUUGAAGACGGUUAAAGAGCAUAAUCCUGAGUUCAAAGUGUCUUGGAAGUAUUAUAAUAUGUUCAAUGAGAUAUAUGAGAGGGCAGAUGCUGGUGCUGCAAUGGAGGUGGAUGAUGAAGUUUACGAAGUGAGCGAUGACAGAAAUGAAGAUGAUGAAGAUUAUCAAUGCAUAAUUGUCAUACCUGAAGGUGGAGACAUCAGCGAUUUAAGUAACGCCCAAAUCGUCAUCAGAGAAAAUUCCAGCGACAAGAAACAAGAGACAAUUGAAGAAAACACAGCAACUAAACCUGUUACGAUUAAAUGGACAAAGAAAAGCAAGAGACGGCUGUUAAUUCUCUACCACAAUUACAUCAAAACUAGAAAAGGACAAGAGAUAAAACCGAAAGAGAUGUGGACAGAGAUCUCGACGAAAUUGUCAAAAACGCCAUUGUCGUGCAGGAAAAUGUUUGCUAAAUUAAAAGCUAACCAUUUAAAGAUGAAAGAUAUAGACGAAGAUAGUAAAAAGCAAUCACCUUAUUAUACAGUAAUAGAAAGAAUAUUGAAACUGAAGCCUAAAUUCCCUAAAGUGAUUCAGAAGAAACUCAAUGAAAGCAAACCGUCUAAAGAUGUGUUACUACCCUCAAAUAAAGUUGAGAUGGCAUUGCAAUACUACCUUCAACAUAUAGAUGAGUUUUUGAGUCCGAAGUUCGAGAAAAAAUAUCUGUGGACUGAAUUAGCUGAUUUCGUUUGCGAGCCAGUAAAUAAACUAUUCAACAAAAUUAAUUAUUUGAAACAAAACUAUAAUGCUGUGACAGAUGAAGUAGCCGGAGAGAAGACGCAAUUUAGUGACUUGCUAAAGGAAAUCCUGACUAAAGAGAAUGCUGUUAGAGCUGAAAUUGUAGAAGCAGUGAAUCAAGAUGACAACGGAGAAGAAUCAACCUGGUCGGAUAACGAAAUCGAACAGCUAUUAGUUUGGUAUUUAGCCAAUUUGGACAAGUUUAAAAAUCCUAAAUUCGUCCGCAAAUAUCUUUGGCUCGAAGCUUCUUCGUUUUUAAAGAAGAGUCCGUUGAUUUGUUCUAAAAAAAUGACCGAAAUUAGGACACAGUACAAAACAAUGAUCAAAGAGAGUCCCGAUGAUUUGAGUCAAUGGCGUUUCUACGAGUUGUGCCAGAAAAUAUACGGCACUGGGAAGAAAAGUGAAACGACAAACGUGAAUCAAAUUAUAGAAUAAGGUUCUGUGUGAUUGAGUACUAUUCAAAGUAUUUACUAAAUAAGGUUUCUCAUUUUUAUUAGUUUUUUUUUUUUAUAAAUUAUCAUGAAAUUAGGGUAUUAGUUGUACUCAUACCUUAUAUUUAUAUUUUAUCGUUCAUAUGAAAAUAUAUAUAAUAAUUGUUGAUUCAUAAUAUUAAUCUCAUUUUAUUGAAAAAGUAACCUAAUGAAUUGUUAAUCUGUUGCACAGGCGAUGUGUGACGCGAUUACAUUUGCUGUCCUUGUCAUAUCUACAGAGAUAUGAGAGAGAAAGAUUAUUUCGUUUUCUGUGUUUCACAUUUCUAUUGACUAAAGGGAAUGUGCUUGAUUUUUUAUCGCGUUUAUAAAUUUAGAGAUUUAUAUUAAGAGGUCCUAAAAUAAAACCUAAUGCAUAAUUUAUUACAUGAUUCUAUGUCCUAACAAGAUUUUUUUUUGUGAUAUAAGGCAUAGUAUGGCUUCAAAUAUAAUGAGUUACGUUUUUGAUUGAACGAUGAAUUGUAAAUAAGCAAUUUCGAAUUAUGUGAUGUACAUUGUGUGUAAAUUUACUUCCAAAAGUUUAAUUACUUAUAGUAUUUUUAAAUAAACUGUUCAUUG